Trichoderma atroviride IMI 206040 is the source of this 954-nucleotide messenger RNA. The record is from RefSeq and is a predicted model, not a curated record. Lineage: Eukaryota; Fungi; Ascomycota; Sordariomycetes; Hypocreales; Hypocreaceae.
UAUGAACCGAUCGACUUUAGUGGCCCUGCGAUUCGACUUCUUCGUCUCUGCAGAGGAGUUGGUAGCGAGAUAUCCUGCGAACUCUUUCAGGCCAGCCUAUGUGAGCGAGAUGAUUCGAUAUCAUACGAGGCUCUGUCCUACACCUGGGGCGAACCCGAUGUUCGAGAACAUAUUGUCGUAAAUGGCAGACCACUGAGCGUCACGAUAAAUCUUUAUUUUGCGCUCCAGCAGCUUCGCCAGCCAGAUAAAGACCGAAUAUUAUGGAUAGAUGCAGUUUGCAUUAAUCAGAAAAUUUUGAAGGAGCGAAGUCAUCAAGUUCAGCAGAUGGGAGAGAUCUAUAAGCAGGCCGACCGCGUGGUAGUUUGGCUCGGCCCUGGGACGGAUGAGACCGAUGUCUUUAUAAAGUCUAUGGAGCUCUUGCAAAAAAAGAGCAUCCGCCAACAAUGCAGAUCCUGGGCGCGAGAAGACGACCGGUGGAAGACGCUCUGGGGCGAGAUUCAGCUGGAGCUCAGCUUUUCUUAUGAAAAGUCAACCUUGGAAGAUCAACAACGCCAAGGGCUGAAUAUUCUCCUGGACAGGCCCUGGUUCCGAAGAGUUUGGAUAUUACAAGAAGUGGCAAAUGCCAAAUCCGCAUUGCUAUGUUGCGGUACACGAUCUGUCUCGACCCGUGUCUUCGCCAUCGCCCCGCUGAUGUUGGGCGUUUCUCCCAGCGCGCAUUGCCAGGCAGUUUUAGACAUUAUGCCGGGACUAUGGAGAGAGACUACCUGGUGGAACAAAAACAACAGUCUGUAUACCCUGCUGAAAAUGUUUGGCACAAGCGAGGCUACGGAGUCGCGGGAUCUUAUAUAUGCACUAAGAGGAAUUUCUUCGGACGCAAGAGAUUCGAAUGCUUUGUUACCGGAUUACGAAAAAUCUGAGGAACAGCUCACCCGAGAUGUCAUUCGCUUUAUCUAU